Molecule: messenger RNA, 2281 nt
Organism: Dreissena polymorpha
Lineage: Eukaryota; Metazoa; Mollusca; Bivalvia; Myida; Dreissenidae
Product: betaine--homocysteine S-methyltransferase 1-like
Exons: 2
Coding region: 499-1719 (406 amino acids)
Biological process (GO): G protein-coupled receptor signaling pathway
Cellular component (GO): plasma membrane
Molecular function (GO): G protein-coupled receptor activity; methyltransferase activity; zinc ion binding
Source: RefSeq, a predicted model, not a curated record
ACUGCAGAAGAACGCUCUCGCAAUAGCGCGCGAGAUUGCAGACGAGACCGGCGCACUGAUGGCGGGAAAUCUCUGCGGUACCGGAAUAUACAGCGCAGAUGACAAAGACUCCCAUGCGACUUGCAGAGAAAUGUUUAGAUUAAUCAAGACGAAUACAUGAAACACAUCGUUAGAGGAAGCCCCUCUGCAAAGUGGUGCUCGACAUCUAACACACACCUCAUGACGAAUACUAAUAAAAUGACGAUUUAACAAAAACGUCUACUAUGUAUACGUCUUCAUGCACUGAUCGUUAACAAUAUGUAGAACCCAAAAUAAACACUACAAUAGACCUGCAAGCGAAACACGUAAAAGUUAGAGGGUUUAUUAUAAUAUAAUAUAUUCAUGCUUAUUUCAAUAAAUGGGAAGUCUAUCCAUGUCUUUUAAACGGCUGCUGUAGAGAUAUUAAUAUUUCAAUAAAUAGUUUUAUUGACCGUAGAACGUAUUCAAGGGCUGACGACUAUGGAAGACUUUGUAAUGAGCGGACACGCCUCUAUAUCGGACUCAUUUACAGAUAUAAUUGGGCAGAACGAUACAGAAAAAUUGAAUGUCACCUAUUACAAUUACCACAAUAAUUUCCCGGACCCUCCAACACCGACAGAAAAGAUUUUGCAGAGUAUUAUAAAUGUUCUGGAUCAAUAUGGCGUACCAAGUCUUCUAACAAUAGGCGUGUUUUCCAACGUAUUUCUGUCAAUUACUAUCCGAAACUCAGAACUCAAGAAGAUCGCAGCGUGUUGCUAUUUUUAUGCAUCAAGCAUCGUUGACACUCUGUAUCUUAUUGUAAUGGCAAUCCCGUGGGUGUCGAUGCGAAUCGUUGACAUCUACAACAUGGAGGGUUUCUGUCAGCUAGUGUAUUAUCUGAAUCUACUGACAACAUUCCUGUCAACCUGGUAUGUGGCAAUGCUACUCGUGGAAAGGGUAAUUAUCUGCUACAGGCCUAGCACAGCGGAGAGGUACUUCAACGCAUUUAGGACAAAGUGCUACAUCACGACGGUGUCAAUCUUUGCGAUUGUUGGCCAUUUGUAUCUUACAUGGACUAGCGCCGUAUCGUACAAUCAGAUAUAUAGGACACGACUUUGCUUUGUGAUACCGGAAAACUCACAGGACAUCAUGGUAAUGCGAAAAAUAGACACCGUACUGGCGUUUAUCCUUCCAGUGGCUAUUUGUGUCUUACUGAUAAUGCCUUUAUCAGUGUUUCUCUGUGCAUCCAAUUUCAAAUGUACUGAUGGGAUUCUACGUGUACGGACAAAAGUAAUCACCGUGGAGGUGCGGCUUAAUUCUAAGAAAAGACGUCAAAAGUAUACCGAAUGUCCAUCGUGCUCCACUCAAACAGAUAAAAUACAGAAACAGAGACUGAUAAUGUUCUCCCAGAGCCGGCGUCUAACGCUUGCAGCCGUUGUUAUGGCCGUUGUAUUUUUAGUUUUGUCUGUUCCCCAGAAUAUAAUCAAAUCAAAGAUCACCUUUCUAAAUGGUGAUUACAUACGCACGCCUGGGGAUGUGUACAUUUUAAAGCUUUUUGAAGAGUUUUAUAAAAUCAAUUUUGUUUACAAGGGAGUUAUUUAUUUUACAAUUUUGCCCGAAAUGAGAACUAAUAUUGUGAACCUCGUACUAAGGAUCUGUCGACGUGCAAAUAAAUCUAAGAGGGCACAAAGGCAGGAUAAUAUUAUUGUUACCACUUUAUAAACAAAUGUGUUUGUCAUCAAUAACUACAUGAAGUUUAGCUUGAUUUAAAUGCAACUGAUUGGCCUUAGUGAACAGUCUAGAAUGCAUGGUUACGAAGACGAAAGGGAUUUCAUUCAGGCUAUUGUACUGUAAAGGCAAUCUGUGAAUCGGUUGACGAAAACAUGAAUUAGAAAAAAGUUUUCACAAAAGAAAAAUAGUUUAAUGUUCAUACCUAGAUUGAUAUAUUGUUGAAGCAUAUCAACUAUAAAAGCAGUAAGUAGCCGCUGUUUUGCUUUUUAUUAGUCGCAGUCUUUGCCUGACUAUGGUUGAAUAAAACGGACAACCACGCUGAGUUUAUUGGUUCAUUUAGAGGUGGGGCUACAUGUUCGUUUGUGUCACUUACAUAUUCACCAAAAACGUUACUCCCUUAUAAACGUAAAUCAACGUUGGUCGUAAUAAAUGGUUCUGAUGUAACAAAUGAAAAACGUUGUACCAAUAAAAUACUAAUUGUAACGUCAUAACAUCACCGUUUUUUUUGUUCCGUAACAGUUUUGAAAAUGAUCAUAAUCAAAAUAUAAUUGUU